Molecule: messenger RNA, 498 nt
Organism: Colletotrichum karsti
Lineage: Eukaryota; Fungi; Ascomycota; Sordariomycetes; Glomerellales; Glomerellaceae
Product: MarR family transcriptional regulator
Exons: 1
Coding region: 1-498 (165 amino acids)
Molecular function (GO): N-acetyltransferase activity
Source: RefSeq, a predicted model, not a curated record
AUGUCGACCUCUCCCGUCACCUAUCGCACUCAUCGCCCAGGCGAUAUCGGCUGGAUCACCUACCGUCAUGGCAUCCUCUAUUUCCAAGAGCACGCCUGGGAUGAGCGCUUCGAGGCCUACGUCGCCAAGAUCAUGUCAGACUUCAUCUUGAACUACAACCCCGCCACCGAUAUCUGCUUAAUCGCUGAGCGGGACGACCAAUUCCUCGGCUGCGUACUUGUGUGCAAAGAGUCAGAGAUGAAAGACACCGCCAGACUUCGCGUUCUCCUGGUCGAGCCUACUGCUCGAGGGUUGGGACUCGGCAAGCAGCUGGUACAACGAUCUAUCGAAUUCGCCAGAGAAAGGGGUUAUUGUCGGAUGGUUUUAGCGACGCAAAGCAACCUCGCACGCGCGCGAAGUUUGUACAAAAAGGCUGGUUUUGAGUUUGUGCGUGAGGAGGAGGCGGGGGACUUUGCGGGACCGGACUCGAAGGGUGAAAUUUGGGGACUUCAGAUGUAG